Silurus meridionalis is the source of this 2845-nucleotide messenger RNA. It is a transcript of the gene tor3a, whose product is annotated as torsin family 3, member A. Lineage: Eukaryota; Metazoa; Chordata; Actinopteri; Siluriformes; Siluridae. The record is from RefSeq and is a predicted model, not a curated record. Gene Ontology annotation, molecular function: ATP binding; ATP hydrolysis activity. The transcript is spliced from 6 exons. Gene Ontology annotation, cellular component: endoplasmic reticulum lumen; nuclear envelope. Bases 1006 to 2109 code for a protein of 367 amino acids.
UCGGAUUAGUGGUGUAUUUAGAGGGGCAUCUCAAAUCAGAGUCAAAAACUAAUGCAGAUAGAGAAGAUGAUGUGCAGGAGUUAGCUUUGAUCGUACACCAAUUAAUAUUUGAGGAAUUAUGCCACAAAUAUAUUUUCUGAAUAUAAGAUGCCCAGUAAUAGAAAAGAAAAUUUGGAAGGGCAAGACCCCCAUUCCAUUUAAUUCUUUAAAGAAUUGACCUUGUAACUCAUGGGGGUUUCCCAGCCCAGACAUAUGAGGAUAUAAUGGUGUCAAGUAGGUAGGAUAUUCAUUCUAAUUGAUUCAAUCCUGCAUACUAACGAUAAUAGAAGAUUAUUAGAAUGUUGAUCUACUUUAAUACGGUCCACCAAUUUUGUCAAAAUGUCAAGCGAUCUACCCAUACUACCUUUGCGAUCGACCAAUAGAUCGCGAUCGACGUAUUUUAACACCCCUGGUUGAAAUGAACACUGUAAUUAACACCAGACAACUUUAGAGCAGGGAACACUGUAAAUAAACACUUUAAAUCAACAUUAAAGGUUUAGUGGUGUGUUUUAAUGUAUUUAACUCAGAGUAAAUCUAAUCUGACUGUCACCAAAACAUUAUUUGUGAAACAAAUUGAGAAUAAUAAACUCCAAACUAAUCAGACUUUUAUAAAUUAAAGUUUCAGCUAAAUUAUUUCUUUUUUUUAAAUGAAUAUGACAUAGUGAUUUUGCGUAAAUAAACCGUAAAUAUGUGAGGCUCGGAAAAUACCUUAAAGGCCAAGUAAGGGGGGGGAUCUUUCGUUUAUGUAAUGUGAAGGGGAGCCCAGCCCAUAGGAAAACACGAGGCUUGUCGGUAGUAGUCGCUGGGACUGCCGGAAAUUACGUCACAGCACCGCGGCAGCUUGCCCCGGGUAAACAGCGAUGGUCCGUUUUGACGUCCGUGGUAGACUGUCACUAAUGGCUGAAUGGGCACAAUAAAGAGGGCUAUUUGUGAUUCUUUGUCCAGACUGCAUACCUGUCCGACCUGAUGCUCGUGUUCGCGUGUUUUUCCGCGCUGCUGGCGGCGUCCGUGAACGCAAACCUGUUUCAAUUUGACAGCAUCUCAAAUGUGUCAACCUAUUACUUCAACUACCUCUACUGCCAUGUUUGGGAAGGAGAGUGCCAGCCGAACCAGGACGAUGCGACCCAGCAAGUGCCUACAGAGAACACGUGGUCGUGGCUUUCUCAGGAUUAUAUGGGGAUGGUGUCCAACUGGUACUGCAGUAUUAAACAGUGCUGUGAUUCAGGAGACUGCAGAAUUACUAACAACAUCACAGGUCUAGAGCAGGAUCUUCAGAUGAAACUUCAUGGGCAGCACCUGGCUCAGUCGGUGGUCCUGAAGGCCAUUCAAGGCUUCAUUAAUAACCCUGAGUCCAACAAACCCCUGACCCUGUCCUUCCAUGGCUGGUCAGGCACAGGCAAGAACUUUGUGGCUCGGAUGGUGGCAGAUAACCUGUAUCGUGACGGAGUGAAGAGUGAGUGUGUGCGUCUGUUCAUUGCCCCGUUCCACUUCCCGCAUGCAAGACUGGUGGACGUGUACAAGGGCCAGUUAAGGGAAGCUAUUAGAGACAUGGUCCUCCGUUGCCCACAGACACUCUUCAUUUUUGAUGAGGCAGAGAAAUUGCACCCUGGUCUUAUUGACGCCAUUAAGCCCUACAUGGACCACUAUGAUAAUGUGGAUGGUGUUAGCUACAGAAAAGCUAUAUUCCUGUUCCUAAGUAAUAUUGGUGGGGCAAUUAUUAAUGACGUAGCACUGGAUUUUUGGCAUUCGGGGCAGAACAGGGAGGAUAUUGGUAUGGAAGAUCUGGAACAUAGACUGCGAGCAGAAUCUCUGGAGGCGGAAGGAGGAUUUUCCCAAAGUGAGCUCAUGUCGGGACACCUGAUUGACUUCUUUGUGCCAUUCUUGCCCCUUGAAUAUCGUCAUGUUACACUGUGUGCUCGGGAUGCAUUUGUUACUCGUGGUGUGGAGCCUGAUGAGGCAACUCUGGAUGAGGUGGCUAAAGCCAUGCUGUACGUACCCAAAGAAGAGAAACUCUUUUCUGCACAGGGUUGCAAAUCUAUCCCUCAAAGAAUUAACUUCUUUUUGCAUUAAUAGAAGAACACACAAGUCACUAAGGCCACAUGAACAAUUAUGGCAUAUAUAACAAUGAAUAAGAACGAGACUGUUACCUGGUUUCUGGAUUCAGAAACCUGACACAACCUUGAACAGGAUAAAGCAGUUACUGAGGAUGAAUGUUUUGAAAAAACAUGCAGCAUAAAGAUCUAUCAAUACCAGAGUUCAUACGGAGUUAAAAAAAAAUGGAGAGCUGUUACUUGAAAAUGCUGAAUCCCACAUACUAUUUCUUAGUUUCCUUUUUAUUAGCACCAGUCUAAUAGAGCUUUUUCAGUGGACAGGCAGUACAGUUUUGGUCAUGUACUUGUACCAUACCAUAUCUUUUCACAUACGUCAGCUUUAUUUAUAAAACGCACAAAUCUGGUUUUAAAAUAGUUUUAUCUGUAAUUCAAUAUUUAAAAUGUGACAAUAUUCUUUAAAUAAUGCAGGGUUUUUAACCUUACAUUAGUACUUUUGCUUAUUACUAUUUAAGUAUGCUCCAAAAUUUACAGGGAAGUAGGGAAGUGAUUUGUAGUAGGUGGAAUGUUUCCAUUACAAAAUGUAUCCAUAACAAAAAAAAAGAAAGGUGCAAAAUCUGUAAUUUUAAAGGCCCUUGUUUAAAUUUGUUUACAGUCUAUACUUUAAGAAGGUGUAUUAAAUGAAGGAAAUGUGGAUCGGUUAUUAUGCUUUACCCACUAGUGAAACAUAAUGUAAUAAAAUCAAUGUUUAAAUGAUA